Molecule: messenger RNA, 1893 nt
Organism: Penicillium cinerascens
Lineage: Eukaryota; Fungi; Ascomycota; Eurotiomycetes; Eurotiales; Aspergillaceae
Product: putative serine/threonine protein kinase (Nrc-2)
Exons: 3
Coding region: 1-1893 (630 amino acids)
Biological process (GO): protein phosphorylation
Cellular component (GO): cytoplasm; plasma membrane; nucleus
Molecular function (GO): ATP binding; protein serine/threonine kinase activity
Source: RefSeq, a predicted model, not a curated record
AUGACGCAGCUUUUUGCGUCCAGUCCUUCGGCCAUGUCUAACGAAAAGCGCGGGAAUUUCCCCGGCCUCUCGCUACCAUCUCGGAAACACUCCAACGAGUCGGGCCACCUCCCUACGAAGAUCAAAAACUUUUUCCGGAUCAAUAGCUCCAGCAGCCAUACAUCUUCGCACAGCGGUAGCCCAACCAGCAAUGAGCGCGAACGGGAGAAGGAGUCUCUCUCCAAGAACGAAAAGUCCCCUUUCCGACAGUCACGAUUCUUGCCUGCCAUCGGCCGCAAUCGCUCAACAACUGUUGCCAGUGAAGGUAACCCUCUCGACGACGGAGUUUCGCCCACUGCGACUGCGAACCCAUACUUUGCCCACCAGGGCCAACCUGCGUUGCGACAUCGGAAUGAAGGGUCGGUCCCUUCAUCUCCUCCUGAUACACCCGAGCUGCAGGUCACCGGGGUUUCGGCUGUGGAGCAGGCUACCACCGCCAACAAGGAAGAACUAGCCCGCAAGUUGCGGCGUGUGGCGUCUGCUCCCAAUGCCCAGGGCCUCUUUGCAAGCGGACAGGGACAAGACCGACCUCAAACGGCCGAGAUGGGCAAGGAGCCUCUUGUGGAGGCAUCCGGCUCGACACUCGAGUUGAACAACGAAAAAGAGCUUGCCCUUUCUGUGCCCUCUAUUGGUUUGGGCCACAAGCUCGAUGGCGAUGAUGGUAGCUUCCGCCGCACGUACAGCUCGAAUUCCAUCAAGGUUCGCAACGUGGAAGUGGGACCCGCCAGUUUUGAUAAGAUCAAGUUGAUUGGCAAGGGUGAUGUGGGGAAAGUAUACUUGGUCCGCGAGAAGAAAUCGAGCCGCCUAUAUGCGAUGAAAGUCUUGAGCAAGAAGGAAAUGAUCAAGCGGAACAAGAUCAAGCGUGCUCUGGCCGAACAGGAGAUCUUGGCAACAUCGAACCAUCCGUUCAUUGUCACUCUGUUCCACUCGUUCCAGUCAGAGGACUAUUUGUACCUCUGUAUGGAGUACUGCAGUGGAGGAGAGUUCUUUCGAACUCUGCAAACUCGACCUGGCAAAUGCAUCUCGGAAGAUGCCGCCCGAUUUUAUGCUGCCGAGGUGACUGCUGCCCUGGAGUAUCUCCAUCUGAUGGGUUUCAUUUAUCGCGACCUUAAACCAGAGAAUAUUCUACUGCAUCAAUCAGGCCAUAUCAUGUUGUCGGACUUUGACUUGUCAAAACAGUCUGGACCGGGCGGUGCCCCUACUAUGAUCCCUGGCCGGGUUGGCGGCAACGCCAGCGCUGCUCUGCCCACCAUUGACACGAAAUCCUGCAUUGCCGACUUCCGCACAAAUUCCUUUGUUGGAACUGAGGAGUACAUUGCCCCCGAGGUCAUCAAAGGCUGCGGACAUACCAGUGCAGUCGACUGGUGGACCUUGGGUAUUUUGAUUUAUGAGAUGCUGUAUGGUACCACGCCCUUCAAGGGCAAGAACCGUAAUGCGACAUUUGCCAGCAUCCUGCGGGACGAUGUGCAAUUCCCGGAACAUUCGGGCGCACAGCAGACCACCAGCCUGUGCAAAUCCUUGAUCCGCAAACUAUUGAUCAAGGAUGAGACCAAGCGUCUCGGUGCCCGUGCCGGCGCAUCGGAUGUCAAAACCCAUGCCUUCUUCCGAUCAACCCAGUGGGCACUCAUCCGCCACAUGAAGCCGCCCAUGAUCCCGCAUCAGGGUCGUGUUGGUACAGAUACGGUGAACUUCCGCAAUGUCAAGGAAAGUGCCAGUGUGGAUAUCGGUGGCAACAAUGCCUCCAAGCUGAAGGGAGUCCCCAUGGAUUCCGGCCUGGCAACCCCCAAUGGCGAGUUGAACGACCCCUUCGAGGAGUUCAACAGCGUCACUCUCCACCAUCAGGGAGACCACUGA